GAUCACAAUCCUUUGCCUGUGUUUAAAUAACGAGGCGGGUUGGAUUGUGUAGCACACUACAAACUUGGCGCUGAGGCAUUCACCCACGGAUCCCAUCAAGGUCUUUAGCAUAUUAAUUUCAGAACAGACAACGCUCAGUUUUUACUGUAGGUUUGCAGCGGCAUGUGACAUGUUACGAGACAACAAUUACAAGAUUGUUCGUUUCAUUCGGGGAUGAUGUUUGUACAGCUUUCUUAUGCAUCGAUCGCGUUUCUGGAUUGAGGUCAGCUCAACCUGUGGAAUUCACGAGAAGACGAUUAUCACGAAGUCGGUUCCUGUACUCCCCUAUGUUGUCACCAUCUCUUUUCUGUUCAGAUUUUGUUCACGACACCAAGUUAAAAGAGGAGGUUAAAUCUUGUCUACCGUUGUUUUGGGCAAGGAGGAUAUAGAAUACUAACGAUGUCUGGGUUGAGGCGCUGUAUGUUCGUUCUUCACGUUGCCAUGGUAAUCUUCAUCAGUAACACACAUGGGCAAGAUUCUCGCUUCCUCGGCUGUUUCUACGACUCCGUCACAAACCGGGUUCUUCCAAACCUGACCUCUUGCAAUGACGUCAUGGGAUUAUGCAACAACUACUGCAACAGCAACGUCCCUUACUGCCAGAGCUCUACGAACAUGUCCGUCACGACUUGUCUGGGCCUGUGCGCCCGCAAAGACUUCGUUUACGCGGGGCUCCAAGCCGGUACGCAGUGCUUCUGCGGCAGUCGUACGGCGAGGUACGACAUACACGGGGAGGUACGCAACGAGCACUUGUACUUGUGCAGGUCCAACUGCAGCGGAGACAGCACGCAGAACUGCGGAAGCGACUUUCGGAUGCGAAUCUUUGAAAUUGGUUGUUUGCCCAUUGAUGCUCCCCCAAACUCGACGUUAUCGCCGGCCAACGAAACCUUCUUUGAGACCGGUCGGACCUUGAAUAUCUCCUGCCAAGACGGUUUCUUCCCAACCGGCCCAGGCAGCUUGACGUGUCUCCCAGCUGGACAAUGGAAUCUCCCGCCGCCAUCUUGCCUACCGGACGUCUGCGAUGCACCCGAGCCGCCGAAUGGCACUCGACCUGCCGAACGGCCCUCGAACGGCACUCGGGAAAGUUCGGAGUAUCGUGGAGGGGAUACACUGGCUUUUGUGUGCAUUGACGCGAACGUCACAAUCAACAUCAGCUGUGUAGAGGGCGAGUGGCAAACUGACGGAGUGUGCCAAGAAAUUCAGCUAACCACAGAAUUUCAGCUAACCAAUGAAUCCACGAAAGUAAUGACGUCCAUGGUAACAGAGACAUCUGAAGAUACAUCACGGAGCGGCAUGACCACGCUAAUGGCUACAGACAGACCCGUCCAAACGAAAACAAUGAGUCCUGGUUUUACAGAAGCAGUCCAAACGGAAAUAGUGAGCCCUGGUUUUACCGCAGCUGUCCCAACGGCAACAGUGAAUUCUUUGGUUACUGAAGCCGUCCAAACGGAAUUAGUGACUUCUCUUUUCACAGAAGAAACAACGGAGCAGAACCGAACGAAUGCGCCGAUGGCUACGGACGCGAAAGAAGUUACAGUCGCCUCCCAAGCAGGAGUAACGAACGGAAAUGUCACCUCGACGCCUUGGGAGAACAUGACAACAUUAACGCCGCCUGUCGGAUUUCCCCGUGAACGACCUACAAGCAUGCUGUGGUUGAUCAUCAUUGUGGGAACCGCCCUGUUUCUUUUUGUCGUCGUCUUGUUCAUAGCUCUCCUGGUUGCAUGCCGAAAGAAAGCCAAACGAGAUGAGACGAUAAAUUUCCAGGAGACUUCACAAAUUCCUAGAAUUGAUGACAUGUCACAGGUGAACUAUGCUUACGAAGUUGAAGAAAUGGACUCGCCCAACCAAAAUGGCCGCCAAACAUCCGGGUCACCCAUCAGAAUCAGUACUUUGUACUCACAACAGGAGAUCAUGAUAGAAAACAAUAACGGCGGCAUACAUGAAUAUGCAAAGCCCGUUACUCCGGCGUACACCACCAGCCAAUCGGGAACUGUGCCUAAUGAAUAUUCAUCACCCGUGCAUCAUCAUGCCGGCAACGGCGAGGCGCGAACCGGGCCAUCGGUUUACUUUGCCGACUUUCCGGAACCAGACUACGAUCAUGCGAGGCGGGAAUCAUAUGUGGAAGUAGUCACCAAACUUUGAAUUAUCUUUGGUCUGGUUCCCUGAGAGCAGAGCAGUGUCCCAUUACCGUCUUUGUGCUUUAAAUUUGGACCAGACCAGUAUGUCCCACAUCAUCGCUAUGGUCUAAUUAUGUACACGCUUAUUUUGAGCACAAAGUACACUUGAAACGGGAGGCCAUGGUUUUAGCAGUUACAUACACCUGAUGAUGGAACAUGAAUUUUAAAAGAUUCUGGGAUGUGUCGAGUCCAUCACCCCUGCAAGUCCAUCACAAAUCCCUGCAAGUUCAGUCCCAAUUCAAAUCACAAGCUACUCAAAUGGAGUUGGACAAAACAUUCGUUUGUUAAUUCAUCCACUGUUUCUUGUGACUGGACGUGUGAUUUACUUAUGAUUGAACUUGUGAUGGACUUGUGAUUGACUCGACUACAUCCCUGCGAUGACUGUUAUAAUGAGAACCAUUGGAGUACACUACUCAAAAUAAUGUUACUUUUAGAUGAGGACCUACAUGUGUUUGCCUAACUGGAACACGUUCGGUCAGUUGCACAGUGCCUUAUAUUUUGCACAACUCGUGUAGAGCGAUAAUAAAUAAAAGAAUAUAUUUUAAAACAAAUGUAUUUAUAAAGCAACCUAACAAAAAUAGUAUAAUACCAUUUAAUAAUGUAAGCCUUGUAUACGAUUUGUGUAUCGAUGGAAAGCUCAUUUCGAGCUCUACGCGCCUAUGAUUAUUCAAUAAUUCACCAUGUAAUUAUAUUACUACGCAAACAUUUAUUACUUAUUAAGUAGAAUUACCUGCGUUCCUCUUGGAAUUAGCUUUUGAUAAUUGUGUUUCGAAAUUAGCAAGUGGGUGCGUAUCGAAUGCAUGGGCAAUAUGUCAGAAAAGUGACUUGAAGACAACUUGCCAGCCCUUCCUUUUUUAACCAAAAGCUUAAAUUGUAUAAGAUAAUAUAUAACAUCAAAUAGUUAGAUAUAUUUUAAAGUGAACUUACAGUGCUACUUAUGUAUGAUGCAUUGACAUUUUGACAUGAUAAUUGCACUCGCUAGAUGUACUCUGCAAAAGAAAUAUCUUUUUUAAUUUAAAAUGAAGACAACAAUAAGAUAAGUAAGAUUUGAGGCUUUGCAUGGU
This is a messenger RNA of Patiria miniata (bat star), 3277 nucleotides long. RefSeq lists its product as uncharacterized. The transcript has 13 exons. The record is from RefSeq and is a predicted model, not a curated record. The coding region runs from base 439 to 2178 and encodes 579 amino acids. NCBI's taxonomy places the organism in Eukaryota, Metazoa, Echinodermata, Asteroidea, Valvatida, Asterinidae.